This is a messenger RNA of Neltuma alba, 2248 nucleotides long. Its product is annotated as prolycopene isomerase 1, chloroplastic. NCBI's taxonomy places the organism in Eukaryota, Viridiplantae, Streptophyta, Magnoliopsida, Fabales, Fabaceae. Gene Ontology annotation, molecular function: oxidoreductase activity. Gene Ontology annotation, biological process: carotenoid metabolic process. The record is from RefSeq and is a predicted model, not a curated record.
AGAGGAGAGGAAGAAUGCAAUACGAGUCCCCUCUCAAGCUUGCCAUAGAGAGCGAGAGGGUCCAAUCUCUGUGUUGGCGUUUCAAUUUUGUUCUGCCAUGGCAGUUGGCGUCUUCCCCAACUUUGUCAAAUUUCUUAAUCCUCAGAGUUCCACAUUGAGAUUCUCAUCGGAUCGGAAAUCUGUUUUGGCGCGAAGCUCCAACACUCAGGAGCUCUCUUCCGGUGCUUCUGUUUCCCUCAAAGACAAGAACUCCUUCUCAGGGAAGCCUGAAGCUGAUGUUGUUGUCAUUGGCAGUGGUAUAGGUGGACUCAGCUGCGCAUCACUUUUGGCACGAUACCAACAAGAUGUACUGGUGCUAGAAAGCCAUGACGCACCUGGUGGUGCUGCCCAUUCUUUCGAUAUCAAAGGAUAUAAGUUUGAUUCUGGGCCAUCUUUAUUCUCUGGGUUGCAAUCAAGGGGUCUUCAGGCGAAUCCUCUUGCACAGGUUCUGGAUGCUUUGGGUGAGUCUCUCCCAUGUGCCACUUAUGAUUCAUGGAUGGUUUACAUCCCUGAAGGUGAAUUCCUGUCACGCAUAGGGCCUACAGAAUUUUUCAAGGACCUUGAGAAGUAUGCAAGUCCAAAUGCUGUGAAAGAAUGGCAGAAACUUCUUGAUGCUAUACUUCCAUUGUCUGCAGCCGCAAUGGCUCUUCCUCCUCUCUCUAUACGAGGAGAUUUGGGUGUUCUUUCCACUGCAGGAGCUAGAUAUGCCCCUUCUCUCUUAAAAUCUUUUAUUCAGAUGGGACCUCAAGGUGCCAUUGGUGCUACGAAACUUCUUAGACCAUUCUCAGAAAUAAUUGAUUCAUUGGAGCUGAAAGACCCUUUCAUAAGGAACUGGGUUGAUCUCUUGUCAUUCUUGCUCGCUGGGGUGAAAUCUAAUGGUGUACUCUCAGCGGAGAUGGUAACUACAUUUGCAGAAUGGUACAAACCCGGAUGCUGUCUUGAAUAUCCCACUGAUGGAAGUGCUGCUAUCGUAGAUGCCCUUGUGCGAGGACUUGAGAAGUUUGGGGGAAGGCUUUCUCUUGAAAAUCAUGUGGAAAAUAUCGUUGUUGAAAAGGACAAAGCCGUUGGAGUCAGGCUGAGAAGUGGCCAGUUCAUACGUGCUAGGAAGGCUGUGGACAAUGCAUCAAUGUGGGACACUUUAAAAUUGCUACCCAAGGAAGUUGUUCCGAAGUCAUAUUUGACAGGAUUAGGAUUAACAGCCCCUCAAUGUGAAUCAUUCAUGCAUCUCCAUUUAGGAUUUGAUGCUAGGUUUGCCAUUAUGGAGACUACUAUCAUACACCUCAUUUUUUUUUUCCCUUUAGCAAAUAUAGUAAGAGUAAGGAGAGCCGAUAUACGCAAGGAUUUGGGAAUUCAUCACAUAGUUGUAAAUGACUGGGAAAGAGGAGUCGAUGCUGAUCAGAAUGUUGUGUUGAUCUCAGUGCCUAGUGUGCUUAGUCCUAAUCUGGCGCCACCAGGAAAACAUGUAUUACAUGCUUAUAUGCCAGGAACUGAACCGUUGAGUUGGGAAAGGCUUGAUCGCAGGAGUGCUGAAUACAGAGAUCUCAAAGCUUCAAGGUCAGAGGUAAUGUGGAAAGCUGUGGAACGUGCUCUUGGUCCAGGUUUUAGCCGGGAUAAGUGUGAAGUAAAGUUGGUGGGAAGUCCUCUAAACACAUCAAAGUUUCUUAGGAGGCACAGAGGAACAUAUGGACCAGCUAUAGAAGCUGGUAAAGGCACUUUUCCUGGACAUUCAACCCCUAUAUCGCAGCUUUUUUGUUGUGGAGACUCCACCUUCCCAGGCAUUGGAGUCCCAGCAGUUGCUGCUAGUGGAGCCAUUGUCGCGAAUUCGUUGGUUUCUGUGUCUCAACAUUCAGAGUUGCUUGAUGCAAUUGGGAUAUGAAAUUGCCUGUGAGCUAAGUUCCAACUCUUUAAGUAUUAUCUCAUCUCAACAUAUGUUGUAUAGGUAUGUAAUCAUCUGUCAUAAUCUGUCAAUGAAGGUCUUGGUUGUCCCAUCAUUUUUGCCCCUCUUUUCACAUGUAUUUAUGUACACCCUAAUUGGCUAAGCUGUUUAUAGUGGGACAAAAAUUGUUCUUGGACUGCUGAUUUUCACAAUCUCUGAAACCCAGGCAAAUUUUGAUUCGGUAUAUAGUGAAAGUGAAAAGUUCAGGGUUUCACCUUUUUUAUGUAACCCAAAGAGAAAAGGAUUGAAAGGACAUUAUUUUUGGAUGAAAAA